AUGACGAACUACAACAUCACCAUCACCAGCGACAUUGUAUGUCCAUGGUGCUACAUAGGCCAUACCAGACUCUCCAAGGCCAUCGCCCAACAUAAAAAGACACAUCCAGAAGACAAGUUCCGUCUCGUAUACAUACCAUUCUACCUCAAUCCCCCGCCUCAGCUGGUGGCGGGGAAGGGACCAGUGCCACCACCGUUCCCCGUACAAUCCCGCCCACGGAGGGAGAUGUACGCGGCCAAAUUCGGCCCUGAACGAGCCAAGCAAAUCGAAGGCAUGCUGACCAAGGUCGCGGCCGAGGAAGGAUUGAACUUCAAGUUCGGCGGCAUGACCGGCCCCAGCCGUAACGGCCAUCGACUGGUCUACUGGGCCCAAAACCGUGGGGGCGAGGAAGCACAGAACAAAGUCAUGUUGGGCCUUUGGAGACGUUACUUUGAACAGGAGGUCGACAUCACCACCCUGGACACGUUGAUUGAGGUCGGCCUCGAGGCUGGGCUCGGCACGAGAGACGAAAUCAAGGAGUACUUGGAGAGCGGAAAGGAUGGCGAACAAGUCGACCACCUUGCCGAGGAGGCUAGGAUGAAAGGCAUCAGUGGCGUGCCACAUUACGAUAUUAAUGAGCGCUGGGAAGUCAGUGGUGCUCAGGAGCCUGCGGCUUUCCUUAAGUUGUUUCAGCGCUGGAAGGAGUUGGAGGCAAAGGGGAAGGAACAUAGUUCGGACACGAAGGCGCCGAGUGGGAAUGGUUGUUUGUGA
Messenger RNA from Exophiala dermatitidis NIH/UT8656, 750 nucleotides. RefSeq names its product protein disulfide-isomerase. Bases 1 to 750 code for a protein of 249 amino acids. Gene Ontology annotation, molecular function: oxidoreductase activity. The transcript has a single exon. NCBI's taxonomy places the organism in Eukaryota, Fungi, Ascomycota, Eurotiomycetes, Chaetothyriales, Herpotrichiellaceae. The record is from RefSeq and is a predicted model, not a curated record.